This is a messenger RNA of Branchiostoma belcheri (Belcher's lancelet), 2533 nucleotides long. RefSeq lists its product as uncharacterized. Gene Ontology annotation, cellular component: actin filament bundle. NCBI's taxonomy places the organism in Eukaryota, Metazoa, Chordata, Leptocardii, Amphioxiformes, Branchiostomatidae. Gene Ontology annotation, molecular function: filamin binding. The record is from RefSeq and is a predicted model, not a curated record. The transcript is spliced from 2 exons. The coding region runs from base 741 to 1139 and encodes 132 amino acids. Gene Ontology annotation, biological process: regulation of chondrocyte development; actin filament bundle organization.
ACUUUUCAGUAAGAGUUAUAAGUACUUUGGAUCUUCAAAACUCUUUAAUUUAAAGACUCUAAGAACUGAUAUAUCCUGAAGAGGACGAUACAAGACCUUCCUUUUCCGACCUUCCUUUUCCGUGGACUACAAAACCUUAUUCAAAUGCUGAGAAAAGAAGCCACAAUGGUACACAACUAUGACAGUUACUACUAUCCAUGGUUGACUGACACAUUAUGUAAACAUGUACACAAAGGCAGACAGGCCAUGUCCACAUGUUUGUACACGAGACAAUUCACCACAAGUGGGCUUCCUACAGUCAUUCACACUGGAGGAAAUGAGAGGGAAGGCAAAUUUUGUCACGGUAUAUUUAAUUUAUGGUUGGUCCAUUUUCUUCUGUGCAUACAGAAGAGAUUUUGAAUAAUUUUCCAUCUGCAAGCUUGUAAAUUGGGAACAAAAGUUGUGCAAAACGGGAUUAUGAAAAAAAUAAUGGAGGAACUUUAUUCCCAGAGACAUGGAUUUAUAGUUGAAAGGCAAAGGUAUUCACUGUAGCAUUUUAGUGUAUUUUCACACAUUAGGAUUCUGGAAAAAGGUCAACAUGGCAUGGUGACCCCCACUGGUUGUGAUUGUUUGACCCCUUGACACGGGGGUUAUUUGCUGGGGAAAUGAUGGGAAAACAAGGCUGUGUGGUCAGCCACAGGAGACUAACCAUUCCUGGACUUCACACGUCUUAAUCACAGGCUCCUGACACACUGGGGAAAAUGCCCUCCACCGUGUUGUUUGUACUUCCUCCCAUCAACCUCAACAACAACAUCAUCCCUCAAGCUGACGUAACCAAGGAAACCGCAUCCAGCAUCCCCAGUACUCCUGCCGCCCUCGUCCCCAGGACUGACCCCAGGGUCACCUACACCAGCAAAGCCGUGUACCAGCUACCCAAGAGGUUUAUUGACGCCGUCAGGGUCGGGUACUCGCCCAAACCGAGAUCGUAUGCCGCUGCUGUGAUGACGUGUUUUGGCACGGCGACCAGGAAGACUUACCGGAGCGAGGUUGUGUGUGAGCCAAGGAAACUGAAGAAGUUUGCCUCUGCUCUGAUCGUGCACCCCAAGAGGCUGACUAAGACAUACAUUACUACUGUCAAACACACGGUACAGGAGGACUGAGAACACCUGUGCUUUUCACAAUGUCUUCAAAAAGACACUGGGAAAAGCAUGAGGGAAGACUACAUGUGUAUCAUUUGAUGAGGACAUCACCAUCUAAAAUUAAUUUCAAACUGUAAGUGUAACCUCUGCGUGAAGUUAUGCUUUCUUGGAGAGCUACAUGUAACAGUGUGUUUGCUGAAGUGACUGAUAAUGUGAUAUAACUAGAGAAGUCAUGGGAAGAGUUUCAGGAUUGUUGGUUUGUGGGCAGGUGUUGGACUAAGGAAAAGUGGUUGAAAUUUGAGAACAUUGUUGUGGAAGGUCCUUAAGUAAGGAUUUAAAAGUAUUAUCAUGUUGUUAAUGAUAUUGGGAAUGGGAAUGUUUGUGCAUUUAAGGUUGUUGAAGAGGUAAUUAUUUUGAUAUAAAUGUACAUGGAGUGUUGGCUUGGGUGGAAAGAGAAAGUGUGUGUGUGUAGAAGAAAGAUUGUGCUGCUAUACAUGUAAUAGUACAUUGUAAUAUCUAUGUGUCUUCCAUGGCAACAAAGAAUCAUAGCAAAGCAUGUUCUAAAAAUCAAAUGACAAAGAACAGAUGAAAAGAGUCUCUACUGCCAACUGGUGGUAAGAAAAAGCUGUGAGAUUCCUGAAAUGAUUUGAGUUGGUACACAGCAUGUAAACGCUUGGCUCCAGAACAUGUGUACCACCAACUGGUAGAUCCAAACAACAGCUAGGUGACAUGUCAAUUUGCUUGUGUUCCACUUGGGAAAGGAAUGGAUGGAAUGUUGUGGCAACUGACAGUGAUUUCCGUCCUUAAACAAUUCCCUUCACUGUGAUUUCUGUCCAACUGUACCUGUACACAUGUUAGCAGUUAAGAAACAAGCGUUACGUGCUUGUGUAAUAUUUUAGCACUUAAGGAUAAUUGUAGAAUAAAAAAGUCAUAUGUAUGUGAUGGUUAAAAUCCUAAUCUGAGUUUCUGUCAACAGACACUUGGAUCAGGAUCUCUUCUAGUGGAAUCCCUGAUUGGAGUCUGUUAAUUGGCAGAGAUCCCAAUUGGAGUCUGUAAAAUUAAAAUAUUUGCUUACAGGAUAGUAAGAACUUUUCAUCUUUGAUUCAUGUCACUGUAGAUCAAUGGAUUGACUUAAAAUUUGUAAGUGGAAAAUGAGCCUAAAGCAUUAACAGUAUCCUGAUCAGGGAUCUCUACCACUACAGUACACAUAAUUGCUAAUAAUUAUUCUACCAGAUAGGAGUCUCCACCCUAUGAUACCAUAUAUAUCAUGGACAUGAGAUAAUAUGUCUUAGUAAUUUGUCUGUGAUGAUGAUGAUUUUUUUUCUGUAAUCUUAUGUGUGACUGCCUCAGUGAGAUACUACAAUGUACAUUAAAUGGUUUUCUGGUGCUCACUGUUGAGACUAUGUCUUUUCCGU